Molecule: messenger RNA, 222 nt
Organism: Penicillium brevicompactum
Lineage: Eukaryota; Fungi; Ascomycota; Eurotiomycetes; Eurotiales; Aspergillaceae
Exons: 1
Coding region: 1-222 (73 amino acids)
Source: RefSeq, a predicted model, not a curated record
AUGACUCAUCACCGCGGCCGCAGUGCCGUCAUGGCCGAAACCAAAAACAAAGGACCUUUCACCGAAUAUUCAAAGUCCCGCAGAAUUGAAGGCGACAAUCGCGCCCUAGAAACGUCACACCACUUCAUCAUCCUAUCUUCCCAACUCCUGACGUCACUUCACCCCUGCCGCAUGCCCUUGAAGAACCAACGCUCCGACAGCCCCUCGCUCGUCGAACACUGA